GUUCGUCAAAUUUAUCGUCCGACUCCACAACAAGCUCGUACUACGUUUUCUACGCAAACACUCGGCCGCGCGCGCCGUAACCGCAACGAUUUCCGCGAUCCGCAAACGGUACGCUCGCACGUCGGGCCCGGCACGCAUCUUAGGUUGCGCCUAGGUUAGGCUGACGCCUCACGCCCGCAACGGCACGGUUUCGCGUCCGGUUCCAUUGGUCGUCGUCGUCGGACGCAUGCACCGCGACGGCCGGGACGACGUCACCGCGGUGACGGGAAACGGUGACCCCGCGACGACCGCCGGCGACCGGUACCGAAUCACGUGCGUCACACCGUUGGACGCCGGCACGUUCGGCACCGUUUACCGGGCCGUGUUGCUCGGCCGCGGCUCGAGACGCCCGGUGGCCGUCAAACAGACCCGGUUGCCGUACGGCCGCGGAGGCCGCAACGAACUGGACGUGCACACGCGGCUGCGGCACCCGAACGUCGUCCGACUGCUGUUCUACUUUUAUUCCGGAAACGGAACGUUCGACAGACGACUGAACCUGGUCAUGGAACUGAUGCCGACCAACUUGGACCGGGUGAUCCGGCGUUACGCUUCGGUCGGCCGCACGGUGAGCGUCAGCCAGGGCAAGCUGUACGCUUACCAGAUGUUCAGGGGCCUGGGCUACAUGCACGGGACCGCGGGGCUGUGCCACCGGGACGUGAAGCCGCGCAACAUGUUGCUGUGCCCGUGGACGGACGCGCUGAAGCUGUGCGACUUCGGCUCCGCCAAGGACCUGACGGACGGCCGGCCCAACUCGCGUUACGUGUGUUCCCGACGGUACCGGGCCCCGGAACUGUUGUUCGCGACCGCGACGCACUACACGACCGCGGUGGACGUGUGGAGCGCCGGGUGCGUGUACGCCGAGCUGAUGACCGGCGCGCCCGCGUUCCCGGGCGUCAGCGCGUCCCAUCAACGCGCGUUGGUCCGCCGUCCACCCGCGCUCCGGUCGGCAGCGGCGCCGCGCGAUUCGGUCCGCCUGGUGAUGGCCGCGCUCCGGCUGGACCCGCGUUCCAGGCCGACGGCGCUGCAGGCGUGCGCUCACGAGUGCUUCGACGUGCUCAGGUCACCCGGUCGGUUCGACGGCCACGAUCAACUGUCAAGUUUAAUAGUUUUACAAAGAGCUUUAAAAAAUAAAAAUUAG
This is a messenger RNA of Sipha flava (yellow sugarcane aphid), 1177 nucleotides long. Its product is annotated as shaggy-related protein kinase GSK2-like. Gene Ontology annotation, molecular function: ATP binding; protein serine/threonine kinase activity. The record is from RefSeq and is a predicted model, not a curated record. Gene Ontology annotation, biological process: protein phosphorylation; signal transduction; negative regulation of canonical Wnt signaling pathway. Gene Ontology annotation, cellular component: nucleus; cytosol; cytoplasm. Lineage: Eukaryota; Metazoa; Arthropoda; Insecta; Hemiptera; Aphididae.